Molecule: messenger RNA, 600 nt
Organism: Babesia ovata
Lineage: Eukaryota; Apicomplexa; Aconoidasida; Piroplasmida; Babesiidae
Product: zinc C3HC4 type RING finger domain-containing protein
Exons: 4
Coding region: 1-600 (199 amino acids)
Biological process (GO): ubiquitin-dependent protein catabolic process
Cellular component (GO): endoplasmic reticulum
Molecular function (GO): ubiquitin protein ligase activity; ubiquitin-like protein conjugating enzyme binding; metal ion binding
Source: RefSeq, a predicted model, not a curated record
AUGGAUAGUACAGAGGCUGCUGCACCGCAGGGUAGCGCCGAAGACAGGGGCUCCGGCCAGGAGACAGGGCAGAAGGAUCGACGGCAGGCGUUCGACUGCAACAUAUGCUUCGAGGAGGUCGUGGAGCCGGUGGUGACGCGUUGCGGCCACCUGUUCUGCUGGGGCUGUCUGCUCAACUGGAUUAAUCGGGACAACGACAGCUGUCCAGUGUGCCAUGCGGGCGUCACCAAGGAGAACGUCGUGCCGCUGUACGGGCGCGGCCAGGAAAACAAGGAUCCUCGGUCGAAGCCCGCGGAGCCCAGGCCAGCCGCAGAGCGGCCGGAACCGCAGCAUCAGGGGGAUAACAUCAAUGCAGGCACGGUGUUCGGAGGCGUCGCAGUAUCGCUUUUCGCGUUGCCCAUAUCGGUCAUUAUGCCGUUUCAAUUCGGCGGCCACAUGGGGCUCGGGUUCACCAACCUGUUUAGCAUGCUCACCAACACCGACGACAUGUCGCCAGAGGAGAGCGCACAUCAACUCCGUGGUGCUCAUAACGCUGGGACUGACGAUGAUUGCCUACAUCGUCUUGGUCAUGUGACAGCGGUGGAAUCCUGCGCCGUUUGA